AUGAGUUUCUUUGCCAAUCCUCUUGCAGAGGAGGAGGUGGUGCCACCCGACUACCCCUUGGAGCAGUACGACGAGCUCAAGCGCGAGGAUGACUUCAACGAGCUCCUUGUGCGAUCCACAAAGUUGGAGGGUCGUCAAAGUGGCGGCGACGAUGGCACGCCAGCCAACCCCGAACUUGAGGCAUGUUUGCGUCACAUCCGACAGCUGCGCUCCUCUCUGGAGAGUACGUGGCUUCGAAUGAGCGAGUCGCACAUUGAGCCGACCCGUGAGGCGCGCAUCGUGCACACGGUGGAGACAUCCAAUCUGUCUACAUCAAACUCCUCCUUUAUUGGGGCUCUUGACAGUGCCAUCGCGCAGGUACACCACCAUGUUGCUCAGCGUGAACGACUGAACCAACACCUGCGUGCACUGGUUAAGCAGGAGGCUGCUCAGUUUUCUUCCUCGGCACCCCACCCACUCGCUGCGUCUGUGGUAUGCGCGCUCAAUGCACCAAACUGGAGGUGGUCGCCCGAGACACUCUCCUCACCGCACUCGUCGGAGGUGGUAGCCGAGCGUGCAGCUGGGGCUGUCCGUGCACUGGAGACACUCCUCCCUUCCAUGUCGAUGGAGGAGGUCGCGUUGGCAAGUGCUGCGAUGCAGCAACUGUCAUAUGGACUGCAGUCCUGGAGUGCUUUGAAGCACUGCUGCGACGCCCUUCGUGCCACUGUGGCGGUGAAAUUGCAAGAGCAGGCAGAGGCCCAUUGCGCUGCUGAGGUGUUUGCUCGGUGGACCGCGCAGAGGCAGCUAGCAUGUGGUGAAGCGGCCGCAUCGCAGGCGCCAUCUCCAGCGACCAUCACGCCCUCUUUCGACAUCGCGGCGGUGGAGUGCCUCAACAAGGAGCUGAGCGAGGAGAACGGGCGGCUGGAGGUGGUACUUGCGCGUCUCCUUGCCACCCAGCAGCUUGACAAAGCGCAGCCUGACGCCUUCGCUGGAAGUGCUCUGGUGCAGUACGUCUCCCUCACAGACAGUGCACGGGAGCUGGAAGAGGAGAUCGAUCGCCUAGGACGUGCUGUGCUGUACCUUCGUAGCAUUCUGGCAGAGUCCUCUACGAUGGAGUUGUGGGGGGCAUGUAGUGCAGGUGGCGCCGCCGCCCUAUCGACGCAGAACCCCAGCCACGAGGGAACGAAGAGGCUAGCGAGUCGUCUGAGCCGCAUCCACGCCGUGAAGAAGGAGCUGUGGCCGCGGCAGGCAGUGAGCGAUGGCGUAGAGACGGUGAGCGACACCGUCAAUACCAUUCUGUCCCUCGGCUUGAACCGCCUUCUAGAGGUGCACAACGUCUGCCUACAUGCAAUGGCGCUGCUCAGCACUUACUUUGAGAAGCAAUCGGGGAACGCGGCCUUUCUCAGCCACGCAAUGCGCGGCGGCGGUGUGGUAGAGGAUGCCACAGUGGAACGCGUGCUGGAUGUGCAGCCCCCUGACGUGGGGCUGGUGCGGCAGUGCUGUGCUAACAUGCGUAACUUGAGCGCCGAUCUUGACGCCACGCUGAGGAGUAUUGUGGAGAAGUCAAUCACGGCUUCGACCGCCCAUCUCACUCAGUGGAAGGCUGUGCGGGGCCUGUUGACCGAGCUCCUUCAGUCCGCCCUGGCCACGACGCCGUACGUGCACGCCGAGUUUUCGGCACGGCUCGCAGCCUACGCGGAGCCGAAUACGCCGUCCGCCACAACUACAUCUUCCAUCUCCGAAAUGGGGACUCAAGUGCACGCGCGCCUCGACUGGGCGACGGCGGUGCUCGCCGAGGAGGCGAAGGCAUUUGCUGAUGAGAAAGCCACUCAGCGGGAGGUUAUCAUGGCGUUCUGGGCGGCACAGAUAACGGAAGUCAAGAAGAAGAUGGCGUGGCUGGAGAAGCAGCCCAACGCCCCGCUCCUAACGCAGCUGUGCGACGUGGAGAGGGAGAAUGAGCAGCUACGCCAUCAACUGGCCUCCAUGCAGGAGGCUUCCGAGGACGCGUCCGUCUUGGACAGAACGUUGGCAGAACUGCAGAAAUGCACCGCCGAGGAGGCCCGAUGCAAUGCGACAGUGCGGGCAGAGCUCGAGGAGCUCGAGGCUGCAAGGCGCGAGUUGGAGACGCAGCGCGAUGCGCUGCUCUCUUCUCUGCUGUAG
Messenger RNA from Leishmania braziliensis MHOM/BR/75/M2904, 2139 nucleotides. RefSeq lists its product as hypothetical. The transcript has a single exon. The coding region runs from base 1 to 2139 and encodes 712 amino acids. The record is from RefSeq and is a predicted model, not a curated record. Lineage: Eukaryota; Euglenozoa; Kinetoplastea; Trypanosomatida; Trypanosomatidae.